Lachnellula hyalina is the source of this 1113-nucleotide messenger RNA. Its product is annotated as Protein SERAC1. The transcript has 3 exons. The annotation marks the transcript as partial. NCBI's taxonomy places the organism in Eukaryota, Fungi, Ascomycota, Leotiomycetes, Helotiales, Lachnaceae. The record is from RefSeq and is a predicted model, not a curated record.
GGCUCAGCUAUCGACCUCGACGACAUCAAGCGCUUCGAAUUGACAGAGGUCUACGCUCACCCCGAUGCGAAAGUCGACAUUGUACUCGUCCACGGGCUGAAUGGAGACCCACGCAAGACCUGGACCUCCGAGAAGGGUACCUUCUGGCCCACCGAGUUGCUGCCUGUCACAUUGAAGUCUGCAAAGGCGAGGAUACUGGUAUACGGGUACAAUGCAGAUGUAUAUGCCUUUGGCAAAGGCGGUGCAAGCUCUGACAUGCUUCACCAACAUGCACAAACCCUUCUAGCCAACUUGUCUGCAGAGCGGCAGAGUGAGGAAGCGACAGAUCAUCCAAUAAUAUGGGUAGUGCACAGCCUGGGCGGUCUUCUCCUCAAAAGAGCCCUGAAUUUGUCCGACGACCUCGAGUCCAAGUACGCGGACGACCUAAGAAACAUCGCCGUCUCAACAUAUGGAAUUAUAUUCCUGGGCACACCACACACUGGCGCGGAUCCAGCAAAAUGGGGAAUCAUGGUGGAGAAAAUGGUCAGCGCGCUGAUCCCCAAGAAAGUUGUCCACACGGAGGAUCAGCUCGUCAAAACGCUGCAGACAAAUAACGAGACUUUACAAAAUAUCAAUCUCAAAUUCCUAGAAAUAUAUGAAAACUACAGGAUAGAUAUGGUUCAUGAGGGUCUUCAGACGGACCUGAGAGGCACUAAAACAUUCAUUGUCGACCAACUGCAAGCUAGUCCACAGCUUCGCGGAGUAGUUUACUACGGCAUCGAGGCUACCCAUUCGGGCAUGGCCAAAUUUAACACCAAAAACUCGCCCGGCUAUUCAAAUGUCGCUGGUCAUAUCAAGGGUUGGGUAGAAAUGUCACCUCCAGUUAUUCAUGCGCGACAAGAAGCAGAGAGACAGAAAAGACUUCAUGAUUUGGAAAAGGCGAGAUCAGAUCUCCAGUGGGGUUUUCAUCCACCACAAGCACCUACAAGUGCACCUACACCUGGUAUGUCACAACCAAGCCAGCAAGAAUAUCACCAGCCAGGUCUGGUUGAAGCCCCUCCUCCAAGAACAAGAUUCGAAUUUGAAGUAGCUGAGGUUGAGGAGAUGGAUACUGAGAUGGCUGGCAAUCGCUGA